This is a messenger RNA of Paramuricea clavata, 246 nucleotides long. NCBI's taxonomy places the organism in Eukaryota, Metazoa, Cnidaria, Anthozoa, Malacalcyonacea, Plexauridae. The record is from the annotation of a GenBank genome assembly.
AUGGCAGAUGGAUAUCCCUGUGCUCGGAAUAUAAAUGGAAUUGAAUUAACUGUGAUUAAAACACAGGAUCAUCCAGAUCUAACUAUAUUUGGAUUAUAUCGUUCUCCUAGCAUUGCUUUAUCACAGCUACUUGCUGCACUUCGUACCAUUCAUGAAGAAAAUGUGUCUGCUCAAAGUAUUGUUAUUGGAGACUUUAAUGUAAAUUGGAUGGUGGAAUCUGAGCGACAGUCACUGUAUAACCUCAUG